UCGGCGAACGAAAUCGGGGAAAAUAAUCGUUCUUUUUGGCUUCUCCGUCGUCGCGUUCGUCCCCCUCGCGCCCCUCUUCGAUCCAUCUCGAUCGUCCACUAAAACCCUAGCCCCCUAAAGGCCGUAUCCAGCAAAGAUCGUCUCAUUUUCCGUCGAUUCGUACCCCCAAUUUCGCUGGUUGGGGUGCGAUUUCUUGCUCCUUAUUCCUGAAAACUCUGCACUCGCUUCGAGGUUCUUUAGAUACUUCCUGGAUUUCUUUGCUCUUCCUUGGAUUUCUACCAUCCACAUCAUACUGAUGUCUAGCAUGAACACGCUUAGACCAUCAACGCGAGGUGCAACGAUGUCCGUGCGGGAUGAUAUAAGUGGGAACAUGGUUCUGAACUUGGACCUCAACUUUCCGCCGCUAGAGUGCUGGCUGGCUGAGGGGACUUCUGGUUCUAGGCAUCCAUGGAUUUCCAUUACCCAGAUUGGUGAUGCUAUUGAAUCGCAGCAAGGGUCUACCGCACCACCAAGUGAUCGUCUAAAUAACUCGAUCAUUGAUCUAGAAUCGAUAGAGGAUGAUGUUGUGACCCUCGCAUCCUCAAGAGGGUUUCCUCAGGGGAGGGACUCCUUUAGAAGGAGCCAGCCUGUGAUUGUCGUCCCGGAUGAAGACCUGGGGAUAAAUUAUAGAAGAGCAGAACAACGAGUGGCUAGAUCAUCUUCAAACACUCGCAACAAGCGUCCAAGAAGUUCAACGAGCAGGACAAUUAUUAAUUGUGACCUUUAUCCCGAUUUAGAACAGGAUCUUAUUGCAAAGAUGUCUGGACCAUUUGGACCCUCCACUGCAGCACUGGACACUGUUGUUAAAGGCUUGUCAUGGUGUGAGGCCCAUCAAGGCCCUUGUGCCUUGCCUAGAUUGAGGUUAUAAGUGGCAUAUCAAAAAAGGAAGAAAUCCAAACCAGAGCCUGUGGUGUUAACUAGGAAGGAACCCACCUUCACCUGCCCUGUCUGCUUGCAUGCUUUGGUUGAUGCAUCAUCAACUAUUUGUGGCCAUAUUUUUUGCCUGCAAUGCAUAAAGUCUUCCAUUCAGGCACAGAAGAAAUGCCCAACCUGUCGGAGGAAGCUUACGAUGAGCAGUUUUCAUCGCGUGUACCUUCCAGCAACCCAUUAACGUGACCACCCCAAGCAGAUCUUUUGUGCAUUUCGACGGGGCCUCCUAUCGAUUCCCAAUGCCAUGCUCUUGAAUUCGUUCUCCAUUCUGAUACCAGUUUUUUAGUUUCUUUUCUACAGGUUUUGGAACAUUCUCCAAUUAAAUUUUUAAGUCGAUGUGUUUAUAUA
This is a messenger RNA of Musa acuminata subsp. malaccensis (wild Malaysian banana), 1317 nucleotides long. RefSeq lists its product as uncharacterized. NCBI's taxonomy places the organism in Eukaryota, Viridiplantae, Streptophyta, Magnoliopsida, Zingiberales, Musaceae. The record is from RefSeq and is a predicted model, not a curated record. Gene Ontology annotation, molecular function: SUMO-ubiquitin ligase activity.